GGCGAAGAAAAAGAGGAGGAGGAUUCGGGUGAGGAAGACAGUGAAUUGGCUGAACUGGAGGCUGCACGGCUUGGAAAAUUUUCUGAACAGCGCAAACGAUCCUCCACAGAAGCCCGAAAGCCUAAGAAGACCAUCUUUGGAUGGACUGCUCCCUUGCAAGGAUCCCGUUUCUCAGCCUCAGGAGACUCCGAAAGCCAUGUACUUGCUGCAUUUUGCCCACCAAAACAUUCCAACCCAGCCUUAGUGGUUACAUCUUCUCCCUUCUUUGUUCUCCCUAAACCGAUUGUCUUGCCUCCUGGCUACGCACCGGUCUUUCACCCCGCCUGUAUCCGUGGCGCAAUGACUGAAACCCAGGCGGACCAGAUAAAACCUUCUAUACCUGAGCACGCGUCAGUUACCGGUACGGCCUUCCCACCGGCCACGGCUGCGGUUGCCUCCAAAACUACUCAACUGCUCAAACCCUUCAUUACGGAUCCCGCUAAACAGGCUCGCUUUGAUGCUUAUCAAGUACUACGUCGUCGGGGCUUCACUCGUGAGUACCUUAUCUGUUUGUUGGUCUGCGGUUUUAUCUGCUUUAUUUCAUCCUUGAGCUGUUCCUUUUAUGUUGUCUGUUUUCGAAGAUAG
This is a messenger RNA of Dibothriocephalus latus, 624 nucleotides long. Lineage: Eukaryota; Metazoa; Platyhelminthes; Cestoda; Diphyllobothriidea; Diphyllobothriidae. The record is from the annotation of a GenBank genome assembly.